CCACGGCAAUAGAAGGUUGUGGGAGGAGACCAUAAUGUACUAUCAAAUAGUAACACUGUUUUAAUAUCUAGUUGUAUUUUCAAAGGGCAUUUCCAAACUAGUACAGGAGCAGGGAAGAAUCCUCAAAUCCUCUUCUUUCAAAUAAAGAUUAAGAAUUACUGUUCUAUUUUUACAGGUUAUCUUAUGAAUGAAAGAGCUGAACAGAUUGUUCAUGAAUUCUAGAGGGCACCUAGGUUGAAGCAAUGGAGAGAAUGGAGCGGUGGAGAUGUCUCGUAAGAGCCCUUUUGCCUCCUGGCUCUGUGCUAUGCUCCACUGCUUUGGAAGUUACAUACUUGCUGAUCUGUUACUUGGAGAAUCACCUAUUGAUUACUUCAGUAAUAACUCCAGUGUCAUCCUGGCCACAGCAGUCUGGUAUUUGAUAUUCUUCUGUCCCAUGAACCUCUUCUACAAGUGUGUUAGCUUUCUGCCUAUGAAGCUCAUCUUUGUGGCAAUGAAGGAGGUGGUCAGAGUUCGCAAAAUUGCAGCUGGGGUCCACCAUGCUCAUCACCGUUACCACCACGGGUGGUUCAUUAUGAUGGCUACUGGAUGGGUCAAAGGUUCUGGUGUUGCCUUGAUGUCUAACUUUGAGCAACUGCUGCGUGGGGUCUGGAAGCCAGAAAAAAAUGAAAUUCUUCAUAUGUCCUUCCCUACAAAGGCCAGUCUGUAUGGCACAAUCCUCUUCACUCUGCAACGGACUCACUGGCUCCCUAUCUCUGAAGCCAACCUCAUCUUCUUUUUCACCAUGUUCAUGAUAGUUUGCAAGGUUUUCAUGACGGCAACUCACUCUCACGCCUCACCUUUUGCUCCAGUGGAAAGCUUCAUCUGCCCAGUUUUCUUUGGCUCUGUUUCCAGUGGACACACCAGUCACCACCAUAAUCAGCAUGGGGCCUCCCAUGAGGUUUCCCAUCCUCCGCCACCUCCCGCAAAGUCGAAAGAGGAGCUAAAUGAAGGCACAAGGAAACGGAAAGCAAAAAAAGCUGAAUAAAAAAGCAACCACACAGUAAAUAGGCCAAGAAAAUUCUUCCAGAGCUGAGUCUCAAAGCCACCUGUGACCUCCUUUAUCUUCCAGUCCUCUCUCAGACUCCAGAGGAGAGGUGGAAGCCAGGACACUGCCAGACGGGUCCCUGAAUUUCAUCUGUGCUCUCUGUGCUGCUGCUUGCUUCUUGGUCUCUGUCUCUCUAUUCUGAUCAUAUUUUCAGGGAUUUGUAGAUUUGUGCCAGGAUGGUAAGUGGGUGCCAGUUCCCAAGCUGUCAGCAAUUAUGAUGCAGCAUUUUCAAUUGAUGUAAAAUCUUUCACUAUGUUCAUUUAUGAAUGGAGGUAAUGGUUUGUGCUCCUGCAGCUUAUAAGUUCCUCUGAGUUUUCAUUGACCUUUUUGAUGUCUACCAAAACAACAAACUGUUUAGACACAAUCAAUGUGGAAAUUGGAUUUCAUACUCAAGGAAAUUAAAUGGUCUCAUAUGAGCCUGAUCUAAUUUUUCCUAGCUCCCACAUCUGCCAUAUCUCCAACUAAUGUGACAUUUUAUAUGCAAUAAGGACAUCGACUGUGGUGUCCUAGCCAAAACCCAUUUCUCUCACCAAGUUCCCUCUGAUUCUUAAUGGAUAGAACAUU
Molecule: messenger RNA, 1648 nt
Organism: Gavia stellata (red-throated loon)
Lineage: Eukaryota; Metazoa; Chordata; Aves; Gaviiformes; Gaviidae
Gene: TMEM38A
Product: transmembrane protein 38A
Exons: 6
Coding region: 266-1024 (252 amino acids)
Biological process (GO): potassium ion transmembrane transport
Cellular component (GO): membrane
Molecular function (GO): identical protein binding; potassium channel activity
Source: RefSeq, a predicted model, not a curated record